GUUCUUUGAUGCUUGUGAGAACGUCAAUCAACAUCAAUUUUAGUUUUUUUGCAAAUUUUAUCAUGUCGUAGGGAAAAUGUUUGUUCAUAAAACGUAGAAAAAGGAAGAGCUUACGGAUUAUUAAGAUUUUGUACGUUUUGCUUAUACGUAUUCAAAUGGAUGAAAAUAUGACGAAAAACUUCAUAUACGUUCUUUUCUCACGAUCUCUGCGAAGUUCUCUUUUGCUGCAAGCUGUCAAAAUAAACUGCAUUAUCGUCAUACUGCUUUGUUUCCGUCAAUUUUGGACAUAUGCACAUUUGACAAACAAGUGCGAAUCACACCAAGAUUUAGGGCUGAGGUUGAAAAUCUUCAUUUGUGAUAAAAGUUAGUGUUUUAUUUAGUUACGUUGCUAAAGUAAAAUAACAUAUUAGUAGCAUUUAUAACUUUGGUCCAAUUUGAAUGCAAACGGACGGAAGUUGUGUAGUAACCAACUCGCAACAAAGUCAGCGAGUACCGAGUGGCUACAUUGCAUUGACGAGGAAAAUUUAAAAGCGAUAAACGAAGAAACUAUUUAAACAAAAACCGGAACCACGGUCACAAUAUGCAAACUAUUAAACGUGAGCGUAAACGCUAUCAAAAGGAUACUGCGCCCGCAGAUGAUAUAAUAACACUAAUACAUUUAGUGCGUCAGAAUCCUGCACUAUAUAACUAUAAAUUGGAACCAAAUCAAAGACGUCGGAUUGAUGUUUUAAAUGGGUGGACAGAAAUAGCGGCACAAAUUGGAAACAGAUAUACAGUAGAAGAGUGUAGGCGUAAGUGGAAAAAUUUGAGGGAUACUUACCACCAGUAUCGACUACGUAAACCAAAACCUGGCGAUGGUCUAUCGAAAUGGCGCUAUGCCAAGGAGCUCGAAUUUCUUUCGAGUAUAUAUCAGCCAAAGUUGAAAUCACAGCGUCACCAAAAUUACCUAAUGGAUACACAACGAUCGAGUUUGCAUGAUCUGGGUCGAUCUGGUAAUGCAGCGACAAGAUUAAAAGAAGAACAUAGCGAUAAUGAUAUGGUUCAUCAUUCGAGUACGGCCAUAACUUUGGUGAACGACGAUGAAGCAUUUAUACUUACUGCAUAUGAGGAGAGUGUUACAGACGAUGUUACAACUAUCGAUCAUGGAGGCCACGAUGAUCCAAGUAUAUCGUCACACAUGGAAUUAACACAUGAUGACGAUGAUGUCGAAGAUGUUCAAGAAAUAGUUAAAAACGAGCAUGGCUCUUCAUUAGAUGAUGGGACAGGCACUGAAGUACACUACGAGGAGGUGUGUAUGUAUGAAGAAGCUGGAAAUGGGCCUAGCGUUGAUUGUGAAACUAUUAUUGGUGCAGGCGGCGUAGUUCGUAGUUCAUCGACUGACUCGAAAAAUUUUACCACCGCACAUCAUCACCACCAUACCCACUCUACUGCUGAUUCUUUCACCUAUUCGAUGAAUGAUUUUUGUAUCGAAUCAAUUCCACAUCUACCAAGCGCAAGUGGUGGCGGAGUUGAAAGUGGCAGCGCCAGCGCCAGCAGUAAUAGCAGCGUUAUUGGAAAUCCCAAAUUGAAAAAUCUAACAACAUCGGCAAUUGUUACAACACCCGUAGUGGUGAGCAAUAACUCCAACAAUAAUCAGAAUAUCGCACAACAACAAACAACAACUUCAUCCAUACUACAAUUACAAUCUCCCAAUUCUAUGGCAUACAAUGGGCAAUCUCGUGAAGAGGAGCUGGAUUUGUUUUUUGCGUUUCUUAAACAGAAAAUGCAGCGCUUUUCUAAGGAAGAAAUUACUUUGAUGCAAGUUGAGUUUCUUCAUUGUGUGCAGAAACAUGAAGCCGAACGCAAAUAUAACGGUAGUGGCGCCGGCGAUGCCUCAAUACUACAUCAAUAAGCUAAAAUUGAAUUUAUUAUAGAUUUGAAAUUUGUUUAUAUUUAAAUGUUUUGUGUAUUUAAUGCACUUCAUAAUGCUGCUAUGUCAUAUGAAAGAAAACCUUGUAAACAAUAAAAUUAUUUAUCAAUAUAUACUAUGUACCUUGUACUAUGUUUAUAUGUACAUACAUAUGUUAGGCGUAUUACAACUUAUUUGGCGCAAGGACUUUUAUUAUUUAUAUCUCACAAGAAACUAAUUGUUCCAUAACUUGAUCUAAAACUAAAUACAAUAUCAGUGUUGUUUUAUUAUUG
Molecule: messenger RNA, 2181 nt
Organism: Ceratitis capitata (Mediterranean fruit fly)
Lineage: Eukaryota; Metazoa; Arthropoda; Insecta; Diptera; Tephritidae
Exons: 4
Coding region: 581-1891 (436 amino acids)
Source: RefSeq, a predicted model, not a curated record